AUCAACAAAAAUUGUUGAACACGUCGGAAUAACAACACAUAAAAAUAGUUUCUACAGAUUGGAUUAUAGUUUUUUAGAGUUGAAAUUAACGGAAUAGAGCCAAAAUCAACAAGAUGGAUGACAUGGAGAUUGCUAGUGUGGGCCAUUUUCAGACCCUGGUCCGCUACAACAACCCGGUGCUCGUUGUCAAGCAUCCGGACAAAAAGGGCGCGCCGCUAACGGAGAUGGAAAUGAAGCGUCCCCAAACGGCUGGUGCCCUAUUAGAUACCAAGAAAGAGACUGAAGAGAUACUAAACUCUAUAUUGCCACCACGUUGCUGGGAAGAGGAUGGCCAAUUGUGGCAGCAAUCUGUGUCCAGCACACCAGCCACCCGCCAAGAUGUUAUUAACUUGCAGGAGAUGCUGGACACUCGCCUGCAGCAGACGCAGGCUCGCGAGACGGGUAUCUGCCCCGUUCGCCGUGAGCUCUACUCACAGUGCUUUGAUGAAAUUAUACGUCAGGUGACAAUUAACUGCUCGGAACGCGGUUUGCUACUGCUGCGCAUUCGUGACGAGAUCGCAAUGUCAAUGGAGGCCUACGAGACCCUUUACUGCAGUUCUGUGGCAUUUGGCAUGCGUAAAGCUCUGCAGGCGCACGAGGAGAAGGAAAUGCUCCGGGAUCGCGUCAAGACUUUGGAGUCGGAUAAGGAGGCACUCGAGGAAAUCAUUUCCGACAUGAAAAUGAAACAGGAGCAGGCCGAACGUCGCAAUGCUGAGCUGCGUGCCUCAGAGGAGAAGAAGUUUACCGAGGAGAUAACUUUCCUGAAGAAAACCAAUGCACAGCUCAAGGCCCAGCUUGAGGGCAUUACGGCACCGAAGAAAUAGAUGCUGCACACUGUGUGUGUGUCGUUGUUUGUAUUUAUCGAUUUUAAU
Drosophila novamexicana is the source of this 911-nucleotide messenger RNA. It is a transcript of the gene Dnali1, whose product is annotated as putative inner dynein arm light chain, axonemal. The transcript is spliced from 2 exons. Lineage: Eukaryota; Metazoa; Arthropoda; Insecta; Diptera; Drosophilidae. The coding region runs from base 114 to 863 and encodes 249 amino acids. The record is from RefSeq and is a predicted model, not a curated record. Gene Ontology annotation, cellular component: axoneme; filopodium. Gene Ontology annotation, molecular function: dynein heavy chain binding.